Molecule: messenger RNA, 1961 nt
Organism: Vespa velutina
Lineage: Eukaryota; Metazoa; Arthropoda; Insecta; Hymenoptera; Vespidae
Gene: Aldh
Product: aldehyde dehydrogenase, mitochondrial
Exons: 3
Coding region: 241-1773 (510 amino acids)
Molecular function (GO): aldehyde dehydrogenase (NAD+) activity
Source: RefSeq, a predicted model, not a curated record
CAGUUAUUAAAAUAAACAGAAGACGGAUUUCAAAUGGAUUCAAUCAAUAGACUUAAACAUAGAGAUUCAGAUAAAAAUCAGAUACAAAACCUAUAAAGAUACGAAAAACGAAUAAUACAAUUAUCGAUUCUACCAUAAGAAUUAAAUGAAUAGAAUAACGACAGUAGAAUUAUUCGAGCGGUAAGGAACGUAUCCGUUGGAAAACAGAGGAAUUAAGAGGAAAACAGAGAGGAUUAAAAAAUGAAUCGUUUAGUAAGUAAAAUUCGUGCUUAUCGAUUAUUUUCUACUGCAAGUCUUCCCGCACCAGAAACAAAACCACCGAUUUUAUAUACCGGCAUAUUUGUCGACAAUGAGUGGCACAAAUCCAAAUCUGGAAAUACUUUUCCUACAAUAAAUCCUACUACUGGUGAAAUUAUUGCCGAAGUACAAGAAGGUGAUGUAGCAGAUAUUGAUUUUGCUGUACAUGCUGCUAAUAAAGCAUUUAAAUUGGGAUCACCUUGGAGAACUAUGGAUGCUUCUCAAAGAGGACUUCUUUUAAAUAGAUUGGCAGAUUUGGUAGAACGAGAUCAUAAGUAUCUUGCUUCUUUAGAAACAUUGGACAACGGUAAACCUUAUUCAAAUGCAUAUGCUUUCGAUGUCCCGGGAGUAAUUUCGACCUUAAGAUAUUAUGCAGGAUGGGCAGAUAAAAAUCAUGGUAAGGUUAUUCCUAUUGAUGGAAAGUUUUUUGCUUAUACUAAACACGAGCCUGUUGGGGUAUGUGGACAAAUUAUUCCUUGGAAUUUUCCUAUGGUAAUGAUGGCUUGGAAAAUAGCACCAGCAUUAGCUACUGGAAAUGUUGUUGUUUUAAAACCGGCAGAGCAAACCCCAUUAACUGCUUUGUAUAUCGCACAAUUAGUAAAGGAAGCUGGUUUUCCCAAGGGUGUUGUAAAUGUUGUACCAGGUUUUGGUAAAGCUGGAGCUGCAUUAGUUGCGCACAAUAAUGUUGAUAAAGUAGCUUUUACUGGCUCAACAGAAGUAGGAAAAUUGAUACAAGCAGGUGCAGCUAAAAGCAAUUUAAAACGAACAACGUUAGAAUUAGGUGGAAAGUCACCAAACAUCAUUCUCUCUGAUGCUGAUUUCAAACAUGCAGUUGAAACAGCUCAUUUUGGAUUAUUUUUCAAUAUGGGUCAAUGCUGUUGUGCAGGUUCUAGAACAUAUGUAGAUGAAAAAAUUUAUGAUGAAUUUGUAGAAAAAAGUGCUAAACGUGCUCAAAUUAGAACAGUUGGUAAUCCAUUCGAUGAAAAUACUGAACAAGGUCCGCAAAUAAAUGAGGCCCAAAUGAAUAAGAUAAUUUCUAUGAUAAACACUGGAAAAGAGCAAGGUGCUAAAUUAGUCACCGGUGGAAAUCGUGUAGGUGAAAAAGGCUAUUUUGUUGCACCAACUGUAUUUGCGGAUGUCACUGACGAUAUGACUAUUGCCAAGGAAGAAAUCUUUGGACCAGUUCAACAAAUCUUAAAAUUCAAAAAUAUGGAUGAAGUCAUAGAACGUGCUAAUAAUACUGAUUAUGGAUUAGCUGCUGCUGUUUUUACGAAAGAUAUAGAUAAAGCUAAUUAUUUGGUUCAAGGAUUACGUGCUGGCACUGUAUGGGUAAACACUUAUAAUACUAUAAGUGUUCAAGCACCAUUUGGUGGCUAUAAAAUGUCAGGCCAUGGAAGAGAGCUUGGAGAAUAUGGUCUUGAAGCAUAUACAGAAGUUAAAACGGUUAUAGUUAAAAUAGAUAAGAAAAACAGUUAAUUCUUCCUCUAUACUUUAUCGUAUAUAUUAUUACUAUAUAUUAAAUAAUAUUAAGUAUAUUAAUAUAUAUUUUUUUAUUUUAAUAUAUAAUAAAUAAUAAAAUAUUUAAAAGAUAAGCUUCCAUUUAACACGAUUUAGCACAAUAUAAUAUAAAAAAGAUUGUUUGAAUAAAAAUUUGAUAAAACAUC